This is a messenger RNA of Gasterosteus aculeatus aculeatus (three-spined stickleback), 2947 nucleotides long. It is a transcript of the gene alox12, whose product is annotated as arachidonate 12-lipoxygenase. The record is from RefSeq and is a predicted model, not a curated record. Gene Ontology annotation, biological process: lipid oxidation. Gene Ontology annotation, molecular function: oxidoreductase activity, acting on single donors with incorporation of molecular oxygen, incorporation of two atoms of oxygen; iron ion binding; protein binding. Lineage: Eukaryota; Metazoa; Chordata; Actinopteri; Perciformes; Gasterosteidae.
GGGAGGGGGAGAAAACUUCUGCCGAAAAAAAUAUUCAAACUGGCCGCAGAGCAACAGAAGAGAUUUUUCUGCACUUUGAAACUGUGCUGACCUCAUAACUGUUGAACCCACACAUCUGUGGCGGCUGUCAAAAGAGAAGACGUUGGAUACGGAGGGGAGAGGAAAUAAAGAGCAAAGCGCCAGAAUACAUCGAAGCCGAAGGAAAUCUGCAAGAGCUCUACAGGAAAAGAAGAAGGAGGGACUGACACUCAGCUGUGUAAACUCUUAGACUGAGAUGGAGGUCUACACUGUUACCAUAGCAACUGGUACAUCAGAGUAUUCAGGUACCAACAACUACAUCUUUGUGACCCUGGUGGGGGAGAAAGGGGAGAGUGAGCGCACCCUGCUGGAUAAUCCUGGACUGGACUUCUGUCGGGGAGCAGUGGAUCAGUACCAGGUGAAAAGCCCAACGCGUCUGGGCACUGUGCUGCUGGUCAAACUGGAGAAACAGAAGUACUGGUUGGAAGAUAACUGGUACUGUCGCUACGUCACGGUGGAGCCUCCAGGUGGAGACGUGGUGCUGACUUUCCCGUGUUACCGCUGGCUUAUAGGAGACAUCAAAGUGGAGAUAAGAGAGGGACCAGCGAAGACGCUGAGGGACGACUCCUUACCUCAGCUGCUCGCACACAGGAAGAGAGAGCUGCAGGAGAGACAGGCGACUUACAGAUGGAUUACAUGGGGCCCAGCGAUACCCAGAUGUAUUGACGCCAAAACCGAAGCAGAUUUACCUCAAGAUGUCCGCUUCGACAACGAGAAGCGGAGCGACUUUGAACAUUCAUUACAAUAUGCCUUGCUGGAGUUGUCCCUGAAAAAGCUGGCCAUCAAUUUCGGGAGGUCCUGGAGCGACCUGGACGAUUUCAAACGGAUCUUCUGGAAGCUGCGAAGCCCCACAGCUGAGUACUGCAUGGACCACUGGAAGGAGGACCGCUUCUUUGGCUACCAGUGUCUGAACGGCUCCAACCCAAGGAUGAUCCAGAGGUGCAAGAAGCUGCCAAAAAACUUCCCUGUAGAACCAAACAUGGUGCAGAGCUCCAUGGCUAAUGGGACCAGCCUGGACAAAGAACUCAAGGCAGGUAAUAUCUACCUGUUGGACUACGCCAUCAUGGAUGGGCUUCCCACCAACACAAUCAGGGGUAAACUUCAGUAUAUCGCUGCUCCACUCUGUCUCCUCUACCAACACCCAGAUGAGGGUCUCAUACCUAUUGCUAUACAGCUGGAGCAGUCUCCGGACAGAGACACGCUCAUAUUCCUGCCCAGAGACCCGCCCCUGGCCUGGCUAUUGGCCAAGAUGUGGGUUCGUCACUCUGAGUUCCAGGUGUUCCAGUUGCUUUCUCACCUGCUGAGGACCCACCUGGUGAUAGAGGUGUUUUGUGUGGCUACGCUGAGACAGCUGCCUGCUGUGCACCCAAUCUAUAAACUCAUGGCACCUCACCUGCGUUACACUCUAGAGAUCAACUGUAGGGGGCGCACUCAGCUGAUCUCGCCCGAAGGCAUCUUCAAAAGGGUUGUGUCCACGGGUGGUGAGGGCCUGAUCAUUCUGGCCCAGAGGGAGUACAAGGUGCUGACCUACCGCUCUCUCCAGCCUCACUUCGAUUUCCCUGACAGAGGCGUCUCCCAGCUCCCAAACUAUUUCUACCGAGAACACAGUCUGAUGCUGUGGGAGGCCAUACACAGUUUCGUCUCAGGUAUGGUAAACCUGUACUACCAGUCAGACCAUGAUGUGCAGGAGGAUCUGGAGCUCCAAGCCUGGAUUAGAGACAUUUCACUGGAAGGCUUCACAGAACUCCCCAACUUUGGUCUGCCCAGUAAACUCUGCACCAGAGAGGAGCUGUCCACCCUGCUGUCAGUCUCCAUCUUCAUCAGCACAGCCCAGCACGCCGCCACUAACAACGGACAGUUUGACUGGUGUGCCUGGGUCCCCAACACCCCCUGCACCAUGAGACAACCUCCACCAACAGACAAGGAUGCUGUCAACAUGGAGAUGAUCAUGGCCACCCUUCCUGAUGUGAGCCAGUCCUGCAUGCAGAUGGCUAUCACGUGGCAUCUGGGACGAGCACAACCAGACGCAAUUCCGUUGGGUCAAUACAUAGAGGAGCACUUCACUGAGGGGCGGGCCAAGGAGCUGAUCGACAAGUUCCAAGCAGAACUGAAGGUGAUUGAGGAGCACAUCGUGAGUCAGAAUGAAGGACUGGAGCUUCAGUACCUUUUCCUCCUGCCCAGCCGGAUAGAAAACAGCAUCACCAUAUAGAGACCAACAGACCCCAUUUGCUCAGGUCCUCAUUGGAAAAAAUUACAUUGAGUGGCAAGUUUGAUCAUGUUUUUCAUUUUAAAAAGUAGUCCCGCAUUGUUAUGACCAUGGCCCCGUUCCUCGUACGUGGCUAACUGAGCUAGCUGGAUAAUUUUGAUGAUGCUGCUGCUGCUGAUAAGAUGAUCAGGCUUUUUGGUUCACCGAAGCAAAUUUGGCUAAAUCACCAUAGCAACACAUCCAACAACUUGCUUCCAUGCAGGUUAAUUUGAGCCAGCUGGAUUAGUUCGCCACUCCCCCGGAAAAAAGGGCAGCUCUCUUCCUCAUCGAUGAAGGAGCGAUAUCAGUCAGAACGUUUUAUAAAUCAGAGAUCCGUUAUGACAUGACGGUGACGUCCUGUACGAGCGCCAUCGAUGCUGAAGACAAGAAAUCAUUUAUUUACAAGAAGACCUUCUGGAGCCAAAACGUUACACCAACACCACACGCUGCAGCACAGCAUCGACUGGCCAACAGACUCACACACUGUCUCUCAAACUGUCUCACACACCGUCUCUCAAACUGUCUCUCAUAUGGUCUCACACACUGUCUCUCAUACGGUCUCACACACUGUCUCAUACUGUAUAGUAUAUGUUUGUUUAUUUGGUGCUUAAUAAACUUCUGGAU